Messenger RNA from Paramecium octaurelia, 1757 nucleotides. Lineage: Eukaryota; Ciliophora; Oligohymenophorea; Peniculida; Parameciidae. The record is from the annotation of a GenBank genome assembly.
AUGAAAUUUUUUAAUAACUCCUUGAUUUAGCUAUCAAAUAAAGAUUUAUAUUUAUUAAAUAGACUCACAAUUUAAAAAAUUGUAGAUCUUACUUCAAGUUUCUGGUAGUAUAAAAAAGGAUACAAAAAAAUCGAUAAUUUAUAUGGCACGACUUGGAGUUAGCCAGAAUAAUACGAUAAAUAUAUUUGGCCUUUGGCUUUUUUUAAAAUUUUUUUCAAUAGAAUUAUAAAUUCUUAAUACUUAAAUGUUCGGUUUUUAUUUAAAAAUAAUUAUAUUGAAAAGAUGUGGAAAUUUUAAAAAAUUUUCUGGAUUCUGCCUUUUAUUCAGUUGUCCUUACUUUAAUAAAUACAGGAUAUAUAUAAUGUUUCUGAAAAUAAAUUUUACAAAGGCAUUUGGACGCUAGAAGAUAAAAAUCAUAAAAUCGAUGCUCAUUAAGUUUAAGGAUUGGUCAAAUUUUCUCAUAAUUCUAUUAUUUACAAAGGUUUCAGCAAUAAUGAUCAGCAAGAUGAACAGUUUUAUGGAGACAUAUCCCUUAAUGUCAAACUCUUCUCAAUGUAAUGUUUCAAUUAUAUCAAAGAGCAUUGAAAGGUAUUGGAAAUACACAUAUAAAAGCAGAUAAUGCUUACAUUCAGUGUAAAAAUGAAUUUACUAUAGAAAUUUAGGUGGAUAAUAAUACUAAAACAGUGUGUGAUAGAUAAUUAAUCGUUAUUUUUUAAUCCAGCAACCAUAAAUUACCUCAAUGCAAUUAAUUAUUGAAAUUUACUACACAAGCAAGCAAUGAAGAAAAUUAAAUAUAACUAAUUAUAACUGAGAAUAUUACUUUAAUCUUUUUCAUCUAUUAAUUAGUAUUGCCUUUUAUAUUUCGCAAAUUUGUUUUGCAUAAAAAGAUGAAAUUAAGCUAAGUAACAUAUGAAAUAUUUUUAGCUGUCUUUGAUAGCAUUAUUUAUUUAUUUUGAAGAUUUGGUGUUUAUAUAUGCAUUAAUUUUUAAUUUUGUAAAUAAUAUUGUUAAAAAUUUAGGAUGUUUAUUUUAACAAUAAUAUAAAUCUUGCUAUUUUCAUAAUUUAUAUCUUAUAAUGUAUAGUGCUCUUUGGGUUUGCUUCAUAUUUUCUUGAAGAAAAGGGGAAAAAUUGUAAAAUUAAAAAAAAUCAUCCUUGGACGUCACUGCCAAUAGUUCUGUGUAAAUAUUUUAACAACAUUUAGGUGUAAUAAUAGGAAUAUGUGCUGCCACUAUUUUUAUGGCUUUUUUAUGUUUUUACUUUUUGUUUUUUCAACUCAUCUAUGCUUUAGUUCUUUUUCCUUAAGUUAUACACAAUAUUAGAUGGAACUCUAUAGAGAAAUUUAAUUUAUUUUAUCUUUUUGGAUGUUUGUCAUCAGGAUUGCCUUUUUCAGUAUUUAUUUCAUAUUAAAAUAGACAUACUUGCAAUUUUAUUUAAGAAGCAUUAAUUCUCUAGAAUUCGAUUAUCUAUUUAUAAUAUUAUUUUACGGUAUUUAUCUCAUAUCUCUUUUGCUUCUUUAUUUACAAUAUAAAUAUGGAUCAAGAUGUGUAAUACCUAAAUGGAUAUUGAAUAAAUAUUAUUAGGAUUGUGCUAUUUGCAUGGAUUCUAUUUUAAUAGCUGAUAUGGAGAAUCAACUUUUGUUUUCCCCAGUUAUUUUGACAUAGUGUCAACACAAGUUUCAUGAAAAGUGUCUAAGAGAAUGGUUAUUAUAGAGGGAAGAUUGUCCGUUAUGUAGAACAAAGUUAGAUGAGAUGUAAUGA